This is a messenger RNA of Anopheles marshallii, 639 nucleotides long. Its product is annotated as ITG-like peptide. The record is from RefSeq and is a predicted model, not a curated record. The transcript has 6 exons. The coding region runs from base 1 to 639 and encodes 212 amino acids. Lineage: Eukaryota; Metazoa; Arthropoda; Insecta; Diptera; Culicidae.
AUGAAAUCUCCUGCCCUGUGGAUGGCCAUCGGUGCGAUUCUACUCCUAGGCGGAAGUGUGAACGCAUGGGGUGGCCUGUUCAAUAGGUUCUCGCCGGAAAUGCUAGCAAACAUGGGCUAUGGCAGUCACGGAGGAUCCUAUCGCCCACAAACGUUUCUGCAGAAUGAAAUUCUUGACGAGGAACAGCAAAGCCCCCGAUACGAGCCGGACCCCUGCUAUCCCCGAGUGUGCUCCGCUAACGAAUACUGCUGUCCAGGGUAUAUUUGUAUAAUCAUGGACAAUGUAAGGGGCACGUGCAUGCCACUAUACGGUCGAAAGUACGGCGAGCUGUGUCGGCACGAUUCUGACUGCGAGUCUGGGCUGGUCUGUGACAUCUCCGCGUUGAGCGGAGCGAGCGUCUGCCGACCGCCAACCAUCGUGGCAAAGCAGUACGGCGAAGAUUGCAUCACUUCCAGUGACUGUGAUAUUACACGAGGAUUGUGCUGUCAGGUGCAGAGAAGACAUCGGCAAGUGCCUCGUAAGGUAUGCUCGUACUUCAAAGAUCCUCUCCUCUGCGUUGGAACGGUUGCUGCUGAUCAGGUGAAACACCAGAUUGAGCAUACUGCAGGUGAAAAGCGCAUCAUUUACAAUAAGCACUAA